This is a messenger RNA of Saccharomycopsis crataegensis, 858 nucleotides long. Its product is annotated as porin. The record is from RefSeq and is a predicted model, not a curated record. The coding region runs from base 1 to 858 and encodes 285 amino acids. Gene Ontology annotation, biological process: monoatomic anion transmembrane transport. NCBI's taxonomy places the organism in Eukaryota, Fungi, Ascomycota, Saccharomycetes, Ascoideales, Saccharomycopsidaceae. Gene Ontology annotation, molecular function: voltage-gated monoatomic anion channel activity. The transcript has a single exon. Gene Ontology annotation, cellular component: mitochondrial outer membrane.
AUGUCCAUUCCUCCAGCUUUCCCAGAUAUCUCCAAGAACGUCAACAACCUCAUCAACAGGGACUUCUACCACUUGUCCAAGGCCGCCCUUGAUGUCAAGACUAAGGCCCCAAACGGUGUUGCCUUUGCCUUCAAGGCCAAGACCGGUAAGGAUGAUUCCAUCUCGUCCAACAUCGAAACCAAGUUCACCGACAAGGCCAAUGGUCUUACCUUGACCCAAGGCUGGAACACCGCCAACGCUUUGGACACCAAGGUUGAACUUGUCGACACCUUGUCUCCAGGUUUGAAGGCCGAAGUGUUGACUUCGGUUGUUCCAAACGGUUCUAAGGCUGCCAAGUUGAACUUGUACUUCUCGCAACCAAAGGUCAAUGUCCGUGCUUUCUUCGACCUCCUCAAGGGCCCAACCUUUGCUGGUGACUUCACCGUUGGCCACGAAGGUUAUGUUGCUGGUUCCGAAGUUGGUUAUGACAUCAGCGGCGGUAAGGUUACUCGUUUGGCGGUUUCCACCGGUUACAUCCACCCAACUUAUGCGGUUGGUGUCAAUGCCAGCAAGAACUUCAGCGUGUUCACUGCUUCCUACUUCCACAAGGUUUCUUCUUUGGUCGAAGCCGGUGCCAAGGCCACUUAUGACGUUAACGCUGGUGCCAGUAAGCCAGUCGGGGUUGAAUUUGCCGCCAAGUACGCUUUGGACCCAACUGCUUUUGUCAAAGGGAAGUUGGCCGACUCUGGUUUGGCUGCCGUUGCCUACUCCCAACAAUUGAGACCAGGUGUUACUCUUGGUGUUGGUUUGGGUUUCGAUGCUUUGAGAUUGGCUGAACCGGUCCACAAGAUUGGUUUCAGUUUGUCCUUUGCUGCCUAA